This is a messenger RNA of Racocetra fulgida, 684 nucleotides long. The record is from the annotation of a GenBank genome assembly. NCBI's taxonomy places the organism in Eukaryota, Fungi, Glomeromycota, Glomeromycetes, Diversisporales, Gigasporaceae.
AUGGAUCAAUUAAAAAUUUCGCAAACAGUACCCACAUUUGCUGUGUAUCCCGACGAAAUGAAAAAACAAUUUACUCAGUAUAAUUAUUUAUCAACUUCUCAACAUAUCCAUUCUUCCGACCCUUUGCCUACAGCACAAGCAAGUUCGUCUAGUACCACUUUACCUGCGGUGGAAUAUAUUUUAUCUGAUGAUGAUUUAGUUAUUCCAUCAUCUCAAAGUACCAAGGGAAAAAAUAAACGUCCAUUAACCGAAGAUGAUGAUACUGAUAAUAGAUUGUGGGCUGAUUCGGCAAUUAAAGCACUACUUGCUUAUUUGUCUGAGAAUUUUUCCCAUUAUCGUAAAAAUAAAGAAAAAUUCUAUGCAAGUGCUGCUUUACAUAUCGGUGGCAAUGAUGAUGAUUUAUCAUAUAUUAAGUCCGUAGAAGCUAUUAGUGAAAGUAAGAAACUGUCAGCUGAAAAUAGAAAGAAGUGGAUUGAAGAACAUUCUACAAUUGAGCGUGACAGAUUUGAAUUAGAAAAAAAGUAUAGAGAAUUAGAAUAUCAAUUAAAAAAACAAGAAGUUGAAGCUCGAAUUAAGGUUGAGAAUGAAAGAUUAGAUUUAGAUAAACAAAUGAAAAUUAAUUUUGAAUUAAAAUUAAAGGAAUUGGAAACAAAACUAAAUGAAUUAGAAAUGAAGCAUAAAUAA